Molecule: messenger RNA, 1629 nt
Organism: Drepanopeziza brunnea f. sp. 'multigermtubi' MB_m1
Lineage: Eukaryota; Fungi; Ascomycota; Leotiomycetes; Helotiales; Drepanopezizaceae
Biological process (GO): glyoxylate cycle
Cellular component (GO): peroxisomal matrix; cytoplasm
Molecular function (GO): malate synthase activity
Source: RefSeq, a predicted model, not a curated record
AUGGCUACCACCGACUCGAUCCUUCAAGGCGUCAACAUCUCUGGCACAGUGACAGAUUUCAACCGGAAGAUCCUCACACCCGAAGCUCUUGCAUUUCUCGCCCUCCUCCACAGAUCCUUCAAUGGCACCCGCAAGGAGCUCUUGCAACGACGUGUGAUCAGACAAGCAGAGCUCGACAAAGGCUCUCUGCCAGAUUUCCUGCCCGAGACGAAGCACAUCCGUGAGAACGAUGCGUGGAAGGGCGCCAGACCCGCUCCGGGUCUGAUUGACCGCAGAGUGGAAAUCACUGGCCCUACAGACCGAAAGAUGGUUGUAAAUGCCUUGAACUCGAACGUCUGGACGUACAUGGCAGAUCUCGAAGAUUCCAGUGCUCCCACUUGGGACAACAUGAUCAGUGGCCAAGUCAACCUCUACGACGCUAUCCGCCGGCAAGUCGACUUCAAGCAAGGAGAGAAGGAAUAUAAGCUCCGAACCGACCGCGCACUCCCCACACUCAUUGUCCGACCCCGAGGCUGGCACUUGGAGGAGAAGCACUUCACCGUCGACGGCGAGCCCAUCUCGGGCUCCCUCUUUGACUUUGGUCUCUACUUCUUCCACAACGCCAAGGAGCUCAUUGCCCGCGGUGCAGGACCCUACUUCUACCUCCCCAAGAUGGAGUCCCACCUGGAGGCCCGCCUUUGGAACGAUGUCUUCAACCUGGCGCAAGACUUUGUCGCCAUCCCGCGCGGCACCAUCCGCGGCACAGUGCUCAUCGAGACCAUCCUCGCCGCCUUCGAGAUGGAUGAGAUCAUCUACGAGCUGCGCGACCACUCGUCCGGCCUGAACUGCGGCCGUUGGGACUACAUCUUCAGCGUCAUCAAGAAGUUCCGCCAGAAUUCCAACUUCGUGCUCCCCGACCGCUCGGCCGUCACCAUGACCGUCCCAUUCAUGGACGCCUACGUCAAGCUGCUCAUCCAGACCUGCCACAAGCGCCAGGUCCACGCCAUGGGUGGCAUGGCUGCCCAGAUCCCCAUCAAGGACGAUAAGGCUGCUAACGACAAGGCGAUGGAAGGCGUGUAUGCAGACAAGCUUCGCGAGGUCAAGGCCGGCCACGACGGCACCUGGGUGGCUCACCCAGCGCUCGCGUCCAUCGCGUCUGAGGUCUUCAACAAGCACAUGCCGACGCCGAACCAGAUGUUCGUGCGCCGCGAAGACGUCAAGAUCGGGCAGAACGACCUUCUGAACAUGAACGUCCCCGGCAAGAUCACCGAGGAGGGUAUCCGCAAGAACCUCAACAUUGGGCUCGGCUACAUGGAGGGUUGGCUGCGCGGCGUCGGCUGUGUGCCGAUCAACUACCUGAUGGAGGACGCGGCGACGGCCGAGGUGAGCAGAAGUCAGCUGUGGCAGUGGGUGAAGCACGGUGUGCCGACGGCCGAGGGCAAGAAGGUAGACAAGGCGUACGCGCUCAAGCUGUUGAAGGAGCAGGCGGAUGAGCUGUCGAGUAAAGGCGCGAAGGGGAAUAAGUACCACCUUGCGGCUCAGUAUUUCGCUGGACAGAUCACGGGAGAGGACUAUGCCGAUUUCUUGACUUCGUUGCUGUACAACGAGAUCACCAGCGUGGGAAGCGCGUCGCCGGCCUCGAAGCUGUAA